CCUUUCCUUGAAUUGUCGAAUUUAUUUUUCAAAACUCCAAAAAUGUUAUGUUAUUUGCGCUGAUUUGUUGAAUAAUCAUGAUGACUCGUUGGCACUGAGAUAACGAUAUACUUCUACGAUUAGGACAUUGAUAUAUACUGAUUACAACAAUGAGUUCUAGACUGGAUAGAUUAUUUAUCCUCUUAGAGAGUGGGACAUCCCAAGUUACACGAAGAUUAGCAGCUAAACAAUUAGGAGAAGUUCAAUCAUUGCAUCCGCAUGAGUUGCAUAAUCUCUUAAAAAGAACUUUAGUGUUGCUUCGUAACUCUAAUUGGGAUACAAGAAUAGCUGCCGCCCAAGCCAUUGAAGCCAUUUUAAAUAGUUUGCCUAGGUGGGAUCCUCCAGGACAAGUGAUUAAGAUCGAAGAAAAGGAUGUUUCUGCUUCAAAUAGACUGAGAUUGGACACAUUCAAUUUAGAAAAAAUAUUGUGCGCUGCUCCAUUGAGUGGAUCUGAAGGAAAAGAAUUUGACUGUGAUGAUGAUAAUAGUAGAGAUAUUAAUGAAACUAUAGCACAUCAACGCCAUCAGCUAAAUUUACGUUUAGGAUUUGGAGAUAACUCUAUAUUAUCUUCGAUUAGUAAUUUAGGAAAUUUAGUGACAAAUGAUGAUUUAAAGCCAUCAAGUUUACCUAGCAAUACUACACAGGAUAGGAAACCUAUUGAUGAAUUGGUUAGCUCAGUUCUUAGUUCUAGGGAAAUUAAUAAGGCUCGGAGAAAAGCAAGGCAAUCUGCAUUUUCAAGAUCUAUCAGCAGUAAUGGUUCUAAACACUCGCUUGAAGAUGAUGAUGAACCUGAGAAGAAGAAAGUUAAAUUAGAAUUGGAUGAAAAUUCAUGUGAGGGUUAUGGAACUCCUGAUGGAAGUGGGAAUUGGAGCGAAACCGUUGAAUGGCCAUUGGAAGGAUUAUGUGAACGUUUAUGGCUUGAAUUAUUUAGUCCAAGGUGGGAGGCUCGACAUGGGGCAGCAACAGGCAUUAGGGAAGUUCUUAAAGCUGCAGGAGAAGGUGCAGGAAAAAAUGCUGAUACAACUAAAGAACAAAUGGAAGAGCAGCAUAAUAUAUGGUUGGAAGAUGCAGCUGUUAGAUUAUUAUGGAUUUUGGCAUUGGAUAGGUUUGGUGAUUUUGUUUCUGAUCAAGUGGUGGCUCCAGUGCGUGAAACAUGUGCACAGGCUUUAGGUCUUAUUGUUAAAGAGAUGAAACCUCCAGAUGUGCAUAGAGUUUUAAAUUUUCUAAUCCAAAUGUUGAGCAGGAAAGAAUGGGAAACUAGGCAUGGUGGUUUACUAGGAAUUAAAUAUAUGCUUGCUGCAAGACAGGAUUUGGUGUCAGAAAUAUUACCUAUCGUCUUUCCACAUAUCCAACUUGGUGUUGGUGAUAGCAUGGACGAUGUUGGUGCUGUAGCUGCCUCUUGUCUUAUUCCAGUAGCUGAUAAAUUAAUGAUGGUUCAUACUGAGCUCUCUCCGCUUGUAACAAAACUUUGGGACUUACUUCUUGAUCAGGAUGAGCUGGCUUCAGCAUGUAAUUCGUUUAUGGGAUUACUAGCUGCUAUUUUAAGUUUACCUGAUGCUGCAGAUUUAUUAAAAACUCAGCCAUUAACAGAAGUUGUUCCUCGAUUAUGGCCAUUUUUAGCUCAUAAUUCAAGUUCUGUGCGAUGUGCAACAUUGCAGACUCUAUUCACUUUAUCACACAAAUCUGUAAACUUUAUAUGGCCAUCAUGUUUACUUCAAGAAGCCUUGAGGCAUAUAUUUCAAAGAGUGUUAAUUGAACAUAUACCUGAAAUCCAAGAUCUUGUUAAGAAGGUUUGGUGCAAUCUUGUUGCAAAUUCAUCUCUCGAUGCACUUCUGCAUGCAGCUUGUCCAUUUUUUGCAUCUUGGCUAUGUAUGGUAAUGCAUCCUGCAAGGGUUCCUUUUGAUCCGUCAACGCUAAUACAUGCUGCAUCACUGAAGAAGAGCAAGUUGGGUGGUUCUGAAAGUAAUUGUUAUAUUGAAACUCAAAAGUAUUUUGUUGGAGGAAGGGAAUCAACACCACAAAAUAUUAGAGAACAAAAUGUUAUAAGAGCCAGAUGUGUGGCAUCGGAAAUGCUGGGUCAGUUAUCUCAGUACUUGGUGAAACCGUCUCCCGGAGUAGAAUAUCCUCCUGACACCAAUUAUCCUCUGGACACAUUUAUACGUGUCAUGUUGCCAUAUUUGCAAUCACAUUCUGCUUUGCAGAAAUUAGUAGCAAGUUUAGUGUUAGCAGAUUGGUCUAUUCGAGAUAACUCAAGCCGACCAUGUCAUAUAGUAUUGGCAGAAACUUUACAGGCUGCAAUGAAUCAAACAGUUUAUUAUGAUGAGAUAGCUGUUACAUGCACCAGGCUACUUCAAGAGACUAGGGAUUUCAUUGCCAUGCUAAAGCAUUACAAAAUAGAUCUUGGAAUUGAUAACCGUGACGUAAUACCAUUAGAAACAAUUGCUCAAUUUAGCGGUCCCUCUACCCAACAAUUGUUAGUCAAAUGUAAACUCAAACAAAAAGUAUUCGAAUCUUUAGAAGAGAGAAGGAAAAAUAUUUAUGCCUCGGUUACACAGACAACAUCAGAUCAAUUGAUGUUAAAUGUUUCGACAAUGGCUGCAAUUGCAGGUGCUGCUACUCAGCUUCAUUGUUUACCGGUUAAACUUAAUCCUUUAAUAAAACCUUUAAUGGAAUCAUUAAAAAGGGAAACUUUAGAACCGCUACAACAGUUAUCAGCUGAGCAUUUAGCUAUGUUAACUUCUUUAUGUCUGGAAAGAAAUCCAUGUCCAAAUCCAAAAAUUAUCAUGAAUCUUUGUUCUUUUGUUAAAGCUGAUACCGAAUUUACUCCUAAAAUUGGGAUGGAAAAUGAAGUAAACAAUACUAGUCAAGCUCAUGAAAUGAGUGAAGAAAAAAUUAUAAUGUCGUUGGGCAAGUCAGCAUAUGAUGGUAUACUAACUUUAACAAAUCAGCAGCGAGCUAUAGAAAAAGCAGCAUUCAAAAAAAGUAAUGGCGGAACCGGAAGAGGCCCAGGAAGGCCACCGAGUUCUGAUAUUCCAAUCGAAGAAUUAAUUCCAAUUGAGGAUGAGGUAACUUUACAAAAUCGAAUACAGCACAGAGGUGGAGCCUUAGCACUCAAAGCAAUAACUAGACAUUUUGGAGAAAAUCUUCCAAUAAACAUGCCAAAAUUAUGGGAAACUAUACAUGAUAAUUUUCAACAGACAUUUGAUCUUGAAUUGUUUGAUAAAUCUGAUUUUGCAAACAAUAAAGUUAACGCAGAAGCUUUGAUUUCUAGUCUGCAAAUUUUAGAAAUAGUUUGUAGUUCCUUGCAUCCUUCACUACUUCCAAAACUCUUUAACAAUGUUUUACCAAAAUUUUGUAUUCUACUCUCGCACCCAUUCAAAGCUGUUCGACAUAUGGCUGCCAGGGCAAUGGCAGCUUUGGCUGAUUUAGAAGUUUUGCCUGUAAUGGAAGCUGUUGUUGAAAAAGUUAUUCCAAUGCUGAGUGCCAUCGAAAGCAAUGUGAAGCGGCAGGGUGCAUCUGAGCUUAUAGCUUGUGUAGUAGAAACUUUGCAAGUCAGAAUUAUACCUUUUGUUGCAUUAUUGAUUGUCCCUUUAUUAGGACGUAUGAGUGAUCAUGACCAGAGUGUACGUUUGAUGAGCACUCAUAGUUUUGCUCAUUUAAUACAAUUAUUCCCAUUGGAAGGUAGAAAUAUUAAUGAUCUACCAGGAGCAUCACAAAAAUUAAAUUAUAAGUGUAAACAACAUAGAGAAUUUCUAGAACAUCUCUUUCAACCUAAGGACAUACCGGAAUAUAAAGUACCGGUUACAGUAAAGGCAGAACUCAGAAGUUAUCAGCAGGCUGGUGUAAACUGGUUAGCCUUUUUGAAUAAAUAUCGUUUGCAUGGAAUUCUUUGCGACGAUAUGGGUCUUGGUAAAACUUUGCAGUCAAUUUGUAUGCUUGCUGGUGAUAAUUAUGCUAGGGAGCAAAUGUAUAAAGAAACCGGUGCUCCAGACUGUUCUCCAUUACCAAAUUUAGUAAUAUGUCCACCAACUUUGACCGGUCAUUGGGUUUACGAAGUGAAGAAAUUUCUGCCAUCAAAUUGUUUGAGACCAUUGCAAUAUGCUGGUCCACCAGUAGAAAGAGAAGCACUUCGGCCGAGAUUUAAACAUUACAACUUAAUUGUGGCAUCCUACGAUAUUGUUCGAAAGGAUAUUAAUUUUUUCAGCAGUAUCAAGUGGAAUUAUUGUAUAUUAGAUGAAGGUCAUAUAAUAAAAAAUGGUAAAACAAAGGCAUCUAAAGCAGUGAAACAACUAGUUGCUAAUCACAGACUUAUAUUAUCCGGAACACCAAUCCAAAACAAUGUGUUGGAAUUGUGGUCAUUGUUUGACUUUCUGAUGCCUGGUUUCUUGGGUACUGAAAAACAAUUUAAUGCAAAAUACAGUCGACCUAUACUGGCAUCUAGGGAUCCCAAAAGUUCUUCGAAAGAGCAAGAAGCAGGAGCUUUGGCAAUGGAAGCUUUACAUAGGCAGGUGCUACCAUUUUUACUGAGAAGAAUGAAACAAGAUGUGCUGGAAGAUCUCCCACCGAAAAUAACUCAGGAUUAUUAUUGUGAUCUCAGUCCUUUGCAAGAACUUCUUUAUGAAGAUUUUGCUAAAUCACAUUUGGCUCACAGCCUCCAUGAUAAUAUGGAUAGUAAUGCUGCAGGAGAUUCACCUCAUGUGUUCCAAGCGUUGAGAUAUUUACAAAAUGUUUGCAAUCAUCCAAAGUUAGUGUUAGUACCAGGACAUCCACAAUUUGAGAAAGUCAUGAAAGAUUUGUCUACACAGAAAAGUUCAUUGGAUGAUAUUAAUCAUUCAGCAAAACUUCCUGCUCUGAAGCAAUUAUUGUUGGAUUGUGGAAUCGGACACUCAUUAACAAGUCCAAUUAUGGAGAGUUGUGUAAACCAACACAGAGCAUUAGUAUUCUGCCAACUAAAAGCUGUAUUAGAUAUAAUAGAGAAGGAUUUAUUUAAAACACAUAUGCCAGAACUUACAUAUUUAAGAUUGGACGGCAGCAUUGCACCAUCACAACGACACGAAGUAGUUACCAGGUUCAAUAAUGAUCCAUCUAUUGAUGUAUUGUUAUUAACAACACAGGUUGGAGGUCUUGGCUUGAAUCUUACUGGUGCCGACACAGUAAUAUUUGUAGAGCAUGAUUGGAAUCCUAUGAGAGACCUUCAAGCCAUGGAUCGAGCACAUAGAAUUGGACAAAAAAAAGUUGUAAAUGUUUAUCGGCUUAUAACAAGAGCUACUUUAGAAGAAAGGAUUAUGGGAUUGCAAAAAUUCAAGCUGCUCACAGCAAAUACAGUGAUAAGUGGAGAAAAUGCUUCAAUGGAAUCGAUGGGAACUGAUCAGAUACUUGAUUUGUUCUCAUUGUCUACAAAAAAAUCAAAUAGCAUCGAUGGAAAUGAGGAUUUGAUAUCAAAAGAUGGACGCACAUUAACUGCAAAGUCUGUACUCAAGGCAUUGCCAGAUUUAUGGCAAGAAAAAGAGUAUACUGAGGAGUAUGACUUGACACAAUACGUAAACAGUCUUAAUAGAAAAUAGUUACAGAUAAUAGUAGUAGAAAAAAUCAAAGUCAAUAUGACCUAAAAGCAAUUUGAAACGUCAAUUGAAAUUGUAUUUGCCCAAUAUUUAGGAUGAAUACUUUGUUUCAUAAUAAUUAGAACUAUAGCUAUAUACGAACAAAAUGUAUUGUAUAUUGAUGAACAUAUUUGUU
This is a messenger RNA of Ctenocephalides felis (cat flea), 5775 nucleotides long. It is a transcript of the gene Hel89B, whose product is annotated as TATA-binding protein-associated factor 172. Lineage: Eukaryota; Metazoa; Arthropoda; Insecta; Siphonaptera; Pulicidae. Gene Ontology annotation, molecular function: ATP-dependent chromatin remodeler activity; ATP binding; TBP-class protein binding. The record is from RefSeq and is a predicted model, not a curated record.